Esox lucius (northern pike) is the source of this 765-nucleotide messenger RNA. RefSeq names its product G0/G1 switch 2 (gene g0s2). Lineage: Eukaryota; Metazoa; Chordata; Actinopteri; Esociformes; Esocidae. The transcript has 2 exons. The record is from RefSeq and is a predicted model, not a curated record. Bases 126 to 464 code for a protein of 112 amino acids.
ACAUGGAUCUCAGUCUAUAUAAUACAACACCGCUCAAUUCCGAUUUGCUUGUGUACGCUUGACUAAGACAAAACCUAAGGAAAGCUUUUAACAGGUCCUAACAAAAUAAUAGUUCGACACAGACGAUGGAGACCAUAAAGGAGAUGAUUCCAUUCGCUAAGGAGAUGCUUAACCAGAGGCCCAGUCGAGGCAUGAUGAAAGUGUACCUGGUGGGUUCCACACUGGCGUUGUUUGGAGUGGUCGGCGGGCUCGUGGAAACAGUCUGCAUGCCGUUUUGUGAACAGGAGCCAUUGGACGAGGAAAUGACCAAGCUGAUCACAGAGGAGAAGAGGAGGCAAGCGCUGGAGCUGGACAUAACCACCGUUGAGGCGGAUGUCGUGGAUGAGAUGCAAACCGAGACUGACGCUAAGAAGCCACAGGAAGGUCGUCAGAGGAGGGCCUCCAUUAGGUCACACGCUUGCUGAAGAUGCAUCACAACUGCUUCUGUCUGUACGCGCUCACAGACCUGACACCCAGAACACGCGUGGUGUAUUGAACGAGAUUGCACUUUGCACACUUUUGUCAAGAUAAUUUGGCCAUGUUUAGGGAUCCCUUGCAAUGAUGAAGGGACUGAAUGGAUGGAUGGAUGAAUGUAUGGGGGGACGGAGCAAAGCAACAACAGUUUACAAGGAUGACUGGCUGCAGGGCAGCAGUAGCUCUGUGACUGACUGAGACUGAGACAAUUUGUGUUUUGUUUUGGCUACCUAAUAAACCUAUUUUAUGUUA